Dromaius novaehollandiae (emu) is the source of this 4458-nucleotide messenger RNA. It is a transcript of the gene PYROXD1, whose product is annotated as pyridine nucleotide-disulphide oxidoreductase domain 1. The record is from RefSeq and is a predicted model, not a curated record. NCBI's taxonomy places the organism in Eukaryota, Metazoa, Chordata, Aves, Casuariiformes, Dromaiidae. The transcript is spliced from 12 exons. The coding region runs from base 300 to 1712 and encodes 470 amino acids. Gene Ontology annotation, molecular function: flavin adenine dinucleotide binding; oxidoreductase activity.
UGUCUGUUUUUAAAAAAUGUUUUACAAAUAGCGAACAAAUAAAGCCAGCUGCAUGGAAGCACUAUGGUAAUACGGCAUUAUUUUGCUGGCUGGGAACGUGAAUGCUUUGCAAAAGUCUUUGUAACUCGAGAAAGUUGGCCUUCUGUAUGCUAGCCUGGACAUCAGAAACCUAAGGGAGCACUGCCCUCGCUAUUAGUGCCAUCAAGGAUUAUCCUGCAAUGGAGAUGAAGGUUGCUCUGAUGUGCUCUUUUUUUUAUACAGCUGUUGCUCUGUUUCAUUGGAUCCAUGCCUAGCUGGCUAUGGAAUUUCCAUCAGAGGAUGUUAUUUUAAUGACAGCAUCUCCAGUUAUAAAAGCUGUAACAAAUUUCAGACAGGUCUCUAGAACACUUGAAGAGUUUGAUGUAGAAGAACAGCCAAGUUCUCUACUAGAAAAACGAUAUCCCAAUAUUAAAGUUAUACAGUCUGAAGUAAAGCAGUUGAAAAGUGAGGAGCAUAAAAUUUUCACUGAAGAUGGGAAGGAGUAUAUGUAUGAAAAACUUUGCCUGUGUGCUGGAGCAAAACCCAAAUUAAUUUUUGAAGGAAACCCAUACGUAUUAGGAAUCCGGGAUACUGACAGUGCAGAGGCUUUUCAGAAGAAUUUGGCUCAAGCUGAGAGAAUAGUAGUGGUAGGAAAUGGUGGCAUUGCUCUUGAAUUAGUGUAUGAAAUUGAAGGCUGCGAAGUAAUUUGGGCUAUCAAAGACAAAGCCAUUGGGAAUACCUUUUUUGAUGCAGGAGCAGCUGAAUUCCUCAUUCCAAAGCUAACUGCUGAAAAACGAGAGACUGCAAUAGCAUGUAAAAGAACCAAGUAUGCAAUGGAAGGAAGAGAGAAAAAAGAAGGACCCAGAGCAGAAUCUGACAACCUGGGCAGUGCCUUAGGCCCUGACUGGCAUGAGGGCUUACAUCUUAAAGGCACUAAACAGUUUUCUCAUAAAGUACAUAUUGAAAUACUAUGUGAAGUAAAGAAAAUACUCCUACAGCAAGAAUUUACACAACUGCAACGGACUUCUCUGACUUUUCCUAAGGAAGAGAAAAAUGUAGAACCAGAUGAGGUUCUAUGGCCUAUAUAUGUGGAAUUAACCAAUGGAAAAAUUUAUGGAUGUAAUUUCAUUGUCAGUGCAACUGGAGUUGUGCCAAAUGUUAAACCAUUUCUUGAUGGUAAUAACUUUGCUCUAGGUGAAGAUGGAGGACUGAAGGUGGAUAAAUACAUGCACACAUCCAUACCAGAUAUAUAUGCAGCUGGGGAUAUCUGUACAGCAUCAUGGGAACCUAGUCCAGUGUGGCAUCAGAUGAGGCUCUGGACCCAAGCUAGACAGAUGGGAUGGUAUGCAGCAAAAUGCAUGGCAGCAGAUACUUUAGGGGAAUCUAUUGAUCUGGAUUUCAGCUUUGAACUGUUUGCUCAUGUGACAAAAUUCUUCAAUUACAAGGUGGUGGUUUUGGGAAAAUACAAUGCUCAAGGCCUGGGUUUAGACCAUGAACUAAUGCUGAGAUGUACCAAGGGACAAGAGUAUGUUAAAGUGGUCAUGCAGAAUGGAAGAAUGAUGGGAGCUGUACUGAUUGGUGAAACAGACUUGGAAGAAACCUUUGAAAACUUAAUUUUAAAUCAGAUGGAUCUUUCAGCCUACGGGGAAGAUCUUCUGAAUCCAAAUAUUGAUAUAGAAGAUUAUUUUGAUUGAACAGAAUCCCUUUUCCAUUUUGUAUAGAGUUUUAACACUGAGUGAUAUGGUUUAUGAAACAGUUCACUCAGGAUUAGCAGAAAUGGGGGAUAAAUGCAAUUCCUUAUUAAGAUUUUGUGUUGAUAUUGUCAAAUACUGAAAGGCACAUUAGAGAAAUGAAGUUCAGCAACAAAAGCAAGUGGAUUAGUGUGGGCAAAGAGUUUAAGUCUCGACUAGAUGAGAACUUCAUAACAGGUAUUAAAACACUCUUGAAAACUAGACUUUGUUGUGCUGUUAAGACAGCACUGCAUUCACCUUCGCUGUUUAAAGAACACAAUUAAACCCCUUACAUAAUAUAUGUUAUAUCCAGUGCCUACCUCAUAGCUCACUUCUUCCCAAAACCAUGCAUAAUUCACCUGGCAUGAUUCCCAGAGCCCAGUUUCCUUAUGAUUUACUGCCUAUGCAUGUUGCUCAGGCAUUUCAGACAGUAAGCAGCCCUUGUGAGCAGGAUGCUUUGAGUAGAUUGUACUGCCUGAAGCUACUUAGGGCAGGGUAUUAGCUUGGGCAGGGAAGCCCCUGCUUCCUAAAACCACUUGUUCAGGUGAAGGUGUACAAGGCAGUUAUGCAGUGUGUGCCAUCCCACUAGCACCACUCCAAUGUUCAAAUGUUUGGGUACCCGCCACAGACUUCACAGUUUCUAUUCCAGAUAAUGGCACCAUCUCUAUCUACUAUACAAGGCAGCUCAGGUCACCAGAGGGCAUCUUAAGGGUGUAGGCCACGCAGAGCCCUCACUACCUGCAGUGUGGUCUGCAAGUAUAUGGCAAGCUGGACCUUUUUUUUGACUUUUGAACUUCAUUUUUGAAAGAAAAGUGUUUUCUGCUUGACAAAAUACAGAACGUACAGAAACUUUGAACUGUGGAAGCCAGGAAGAAAUGUCUUUGAAAUGCUAUUUGGGAGCAGCCUUUUACUUCUUGUCGCUUCAACUCUUCUGGUAAACCUGCACUGGUAUGUCAUAUGUGAUCUUUGGUGGGGUCAGCAUGCAGCUCCACUCCAAGGAAAAGUUAACACAACAGCACCAGCAGUUGUCACCUGUAGCAGUCUUUCACUGUCAAGAUCCCAUGGAGUAGACUGCUAUAUAUCUCAUUUGAUAGAUGGUACGGGAUGCUAUUUUGACUGCUGGAAAGCAUAGCUACAAAAGUAUGUCCCCAGGCACAAAGUUUGCAUGCAAGUUUUGCAAUCUCAAGACAACUUGCUUUUGUUUUAAUUCGUUGUAUAGGUUUCCUACUAGACAACUAUUAUGGUCACAAAGAAAACACUUUCUGUCCUCUGUUGUUAUUUACACUGCCAUGCAUAUUGGUUCCAGGAAUUUUUGCAGGUACUAAAUUCAAAUUUGACUUCAGGUAACCAGUGACAGAAUAUACUAAUAAGUUGCAAAUUGGGGUUAAGGUUGGUUGUUUUAAAUCAUAACAAGCUCCCUGGAAGUAUGUUUAGAGUUAUUUAAGAUGCAUUUUAAUAAUGGUAAUGCUAUGUACAUGUGUGUGUACAAGCUUGCUUAAAUCAGAUUCCUUCUUUUUCAGUUGUUAGCAAUAACUUAGUGCCUAGUUUCCUGUGGGAGGAAGCCUAACACUUUAAGCUGUUCCUAAAUGUCUUCUCCAUAUGCUGUAGUGCCAUCCAUGGACAUUAAGUUGUUUCAUAUUUGAUAUUACUGUUUUUAAAUCUACAGUUGCUACUGGGGAAUUAUUUUUUACUUGGGAUCAAACUGAGAAUAGUUUAUACUAUCCUAAAUACAAAGUUGGGAGUACAUUGUGGGACUUCCCCCAGAAAAUCACUCUAGUCUAAUUUUUUUUAAGAGAAUGACUGUUUCAUCAAAGUGGAAUUUAUUCAUUUAAUUAAAGGUUUCAGUUAAAUGAUAGGUAAAAUUCUAAGCUUUAGUCCUUCACAAGAUCCUACCAGAAAAAUAAAGAUAAAUGUGUUUUUAAUCUUUUGGUUUGUUUAUAUUUAAGUAAGUAUAUAUCUAAAUGCCUGAGUGGGGGGAAAAGAAAUCCAAAAUUAAACUUAACAGAACUUAAUUUAUUAGCUGUUUAAACAAACUCAUUAUCUAUCAUUAGCUGUUAAGAUCUUCAAAAAAUGGGAAUACAGCUUUUAGACUCCUGUGUGCCUAAGCAGCUCUUGAAGUCAGUAGCGCUAUGGCAUCAUAGUUUCUGAAAAUAUUGAUGUAACUGAAAGAGUUAUGUAUUUCUACUACACAUACACUUUAAUAUAGUCCUGGACUCUACAGCCAGCUCUGAAAGGGGAGGCAAGAAAACUCUAUAGCUGAAGACUUCAGUUCAUAGAGAUUGCAGAGGAAAGUGAUUGUGACUAUGAUGAAAUGCAAAUUCUAGGAGGAUGGUGCAGCCAGCUGAAGUGCAGUGUUCUAUGUUAUUGGUGAGGUUAGGCUUCAGAAGACAAAAGCUUCAUGGCAUGCAUGUACCUAAUGCAGAUGGUUGGACUGAGAAAGUAAAACAAUGCUGACACACUCUAAGCAAUACAAUUCAGAUACUAAUCAUAGCAUAAGCUUUUUUUCUAUCUCCAGAACUGCUUAUGGUUCUAAGCCCUUUAUUGCAAAAGAACUGAAGCUCUUAAUAGGCCCUUUCACCUGACUACUGAGAAGCACCAGCUCUUUUGGACUCUUCAAGCACUACUUUAUAUUCUCUGCAUUUGAGAAUGUUUCUGUGAAUGCUGAGCAGCAUGUUUUUUUUGGAAAAGUGUCAGUUUCCUUAACUUUGCU